Molecule: messenger RNA, 2066 nt
Organism: Balearica regulorum gibbericeps (East African grey crowned-crane)
Lineage: Eukaryota; Metazoa; Chordata; Aves; Gruiformes; Gruidae
Source: RefSeq, a predicted model, not a curated record
CAAAAGAGAGACUCUACAGCGGUGGGUAAUUCACUGGUCCAUAAGCGGUCUCCUUUAUGUCGAAGCCAUAAGACCUCAGCAUCUCUGACCAAGCUGUCGUUACGUGAUGGACAGAAAGCCAAAAAGCCACUGUGUAAAUUUGAAGAAGGUCAGGAUGUCCUAGCUAGAUGGUCAGAUGGCUUGUUUUAUCUUGGAACUAUCAAAAAGAUAAACAAACUGAAACAGAACUGCUUCAUUAUAUUUGAAGACAGUUCCAAAUCCUGGGUUCUCUGGAAGGACAUACAAACAGGAGCCACUGAAAGUGGGGAAAUGGUCUGUACAAUAUGUCAGGAAGAGUAUUCAGAAGCACCGAAUGAAAUAGUUAUAUGUGAUAAAUGUGGGCAAGGUUAUCAUCAGCUGUGUCACACACCAAAUAUUGAUUCCAGUGUGAUUGAUUCAGAUGAUAAAUGGCUCUGUCGACAGUGCGUUUUUGCAACAACAACAAAGAGGGGUGGUGCACUUAAGAAAGGACCAAAUGCCAAAGCACUGCAAGUCAUGAAACAAACAUUACCAUAUAAUGCAACAGACCUUGAAUGGGAUGCAGGUCACAAAACCAACGUCCAGCAGUGUUACUGCUAUUGUGGAGGACCUGGAGACUGGUAUCUAAAGAUGUUGCAGUGCUGCAAAUGUAAGCAGUGGUUUCAUGAGGCUUGCGUGCAAUGUCUCCAAAAGCCAAUGCUUUUUGGUGACAGGUUUUAUACGUUCAUUUGCUCAGUUUGCAGUUCUGGACCAGAAUACCUCAAACGUUUACCCUUGAGAUGGGUAGAUAUAGCACAUCUAUGCCUUUACAACCUAAGUGUUAUUCAUAAGAAGAAAUACUUUGAUUCGGAACUUGAACUCAUGGCCUACAUUAAUGAAAACUGGGAUAGGUUGCAUCCUGGUGAGCUGGCAGAUACACCAAAAUCUGAAAGAUAUGAGCAUGUACUGGAGGCAUUAAAUGAUUACAAGACCAUGUUUAUGUCUGGAAAAGAAAUAAAGAAAAAGAAGCAUUUGUUUGGCUUGAGAAUUCGUGUUCCUCCUGUGCCACCAAAUGCUGCUUUAAAGGCUGAGAAAGAACCAGAAGGAACUUCUCAUGAGUUCAAAAUUAAAGGCAGAAAAUCAUCUAAACCAAUCCCUGAUGUGAGGGAUUUAAGUAAUGGUAUAGAAAGAAAGGGGAAAAAAAAAUCAGUAGGUCGUCCACCCGGUCCCUAUACAAGAAAAAUGAUUCACAAAACUCCAGAGUCAUCUCCUCUGGAUAACGAACCGGUUCCAGUGAUAGAGAACCCAGCCUUGGAAUUACCCUGCACUGUUGGGAAAUCUGAUGGAACUGCACAUUCAUCCAAUACCUCAGAUGUGGAAUCCACAGGUGCUGCCAGUAUGAAAGAAACUACCUCAUCUAGCAUUUCCAGACAUUAUAGUUUAUCUGACUCGAGAAAAAGGACUCGUACAGGAAGAACUUGGCCUGCUGCAAUACCACAUUUGAGAAGAAGAGGUCGCUUUCCACGAAAAGCACUUCAGACUCAAAAUUCAGAAAUUGUAAAAGAUGAUGAGAGCAAGGAAGAUUACCAGUAUGAUGAACUCAAUACAGAGAUACUUAACAACUUAGCAGAUCAGGAGUUACAGCUCAAUCAUCUAAAGAACUCAAUUACUAGUUAUUUUGGUGCAGCAGGUAGAAUAGCUUGUGGGGAAAAAUACCGUGUUUUGGCUCGUCGGGUGACACUUGAUGGAAAGGUGCAGUAUCUUGUGGAGUGGGAAGGAGCAACUGCAUCCUGACUGUAGGACUGAACAUUAUGUUCACUGCACUGUCAUCUGUAAGUACAGUUCAUAAUGCAGAGCCACAAGAGAAAUGUGUCUUUAAAUGUCUUUCUAAAAACAAAACAAAACCAGUUUAGCCUUAACAUGUAAUUGUUAUCAUUACAGCUCUUGUGAUAAAGACUUAUCUUUUUAAAAUCUGAUCUGAAACUUAAAUUUUUUAAUCUGAACAUUGUUAGAUUGUUUUAGGUUGGGAUAUUUUGGGUUACAAUUGCUUAAAAAUGUGCAUGGUGUUU